Molecule: messenger RNA, 1410 nt
Organism: Drosophila ficusphila
Lineage: Eukaryota; Metazoa; Arthropoda; Insecta; Diptera; Drosophilidae
Gene: ATPsynC
Product: ATP synthase lipid-binding protein, mitochondrial
Exons: 4
Coding region: 158-574 (138 amino acids)
Biological process (GO): proton motive force-driven ATP synthesis; proton transmembrane transport
Molecular function (GO): proton transmembrane transporter activity
Source: RefSeq, a predicted model, not a curated record
AAUAUCGAUGUAUCGAUUUCAAACAUCGACACGUUUAAGAGACUUUUCUGCACGAAUUUGUCAAAUUCGUUUUACUGUUGUGAAGGGUUUGUUCGAAAGCCGUGCGCUAGCUUCAAUUUCGUCGUAAGCCAAUUAAAAAAAGGAAAAUCAACCGAAAAUGUUCGUGUCGACAGUCUCUCGCAUUGCCCCCGUUGCCAGGAGCGCCUUCCUCGCCAACUCCAAGCAGUACCUGCGACCAUUGAGCAGCGCCGUCAUCAGCCAGAGCCAGACUUUGGCCGCUCAGAACACAACCCCCGUUGCAUUGCUGCCACAGAUCAGGUCAUUCCAGACCUCGCCAGUCACGCGUGACAUUGAUUCGGCUGCCAAAUUCAUUGGUGCUGGUGCCGCAACAGUCGGUGUCGCUGGAUCCGGUGCUGGUAUCGGAACAGUAUUCGGUUCCCUCAUCAUCGGCUACGCCAGGAACCCAUCGCUGAAACAGCAGCUGUUCUCCUACGCCAUUCUGGGCUUCGCCCUGUCCGAGGCCAUGGGUCUGUUCUGUUUGAUGAUGGCCUUCCUGCUGCUGUUCGCCUUCUAAGCGCUCCUGCUGCACAUCGAUUGCUCGUCCUUGUUUCCUGCAAUUGUGCGUGUGUGCGAGUCGCAUGCGAACGAGAAUAGCAACUAAACAACACUUCAAACAAACAACAACCAGAACAAGCAACACCUUUGUUCGUUUUCGAUUAUUAAUGAUGAAAUGAUUGAUUGAUUGAUAGCAAACAAGAACAUCCUGUACCACUAUCUAAUUAUAAAUACCAACAACCACAUAAUAUAUGUAAUUUUGUUUUUAAAAAACAUGCGAGCGAGGAGAAGACCACACCUACUUUAAGUUGAACAACCGAAAUAUCAGGAGGAAAAGGAUUGGACAAGCCCAGACGAAAAAGUUAAAAUUUAAUUUUAAUUGAAGCAAGCUUACGGCUCACCGAAAAACCCAACUGAAUCCUCGGACCAAGCCCACUCCAGCUUGACACUCGCGAAUCCUGCAAAGGACCUUCAUGACCGCUGACCAAGGCUCUCUCUCUCUCCCCGAAGUUCUUGGACAUCGAAACGGCAAAAAUCUCCAGCGGCAGGUUGUUCGUGAAGGUCUUUCUGCAAAUUACAUCCUGGAUUAGCGAGUGUGUGGGUGGGGCUGGACGGAGGUCCGUGGAAUCGUUGGGUUCAGCAACUUUCUCGAUUUUAUUGUGGCGCGUACUGAAAUACCCAUUUGUUUUCUAGUAUUUUGUAUUCGAAAAAUUCAGUUUCCUUAAGUAAACGCUGUUUUUGUUCAUUGCCACUUAAUAUUUAUUAUAUAACAUGUAAUAAAACUAGUUGCAAACGAAUUGAGCCGAAGAGCGCUGCUGAAGUGCGAAAUAAAGGAGAAAUGAAUGUGUAACGGAA